AUGGCUUCCAGACAACCUCAGUUCAAUCAGCACAAUCUGAUCGACACGACGCCCAUGCCCGAUGGCAUUCCCAAGGUCCAGGAAAUCGGUACUACGUCUGCUCCGUUGAUGAGCGCCUCGUUCUUUAUUGGUGACCGCUGCCGCCCUUACAACGAUGACUACAUGAAGUGUAAAUCCGAGGCCAAUGGGCGAGGGGAGAUUGACUGCCUCAAGGAGGGUCGCAAGGUCACCCGUUGCGCCGCCAGCGUGAUCAAGGACAUCAACACACACUGCUUGAAGCAAUUCAACGCGCACUGGGAGUGCCUGGAGAACAACAACCACCACAUGUUCGAAUGCCGGAAGCCGGAAGUGGAGUUGAACAGCUGUGUUUUUGAGAAGCUGGGCCUGAAGAAGGAGAUCCCGGGAACUCCGUCAAACGUCACACCCGUUCACCUGCGUCCAAAGCAGCUCUAUUCCCAGUGGCCUGGAAAUCAAUAUUAG
Talaromyces rugulosus is the source of this 480-nucleotide messenger RNA. RefSeq lists its product as uncharacterized. The record is from RefSeq and is a predicted model, not a curated record. Gene Ontology annotation, biological process: mitochondrial electron transport, NADH to ubiquinone. Lineage: Eukaryota; Fungi; Ascomycota; Eurotiomycetes; Eurotiales; Trichocomaceae. The transcript has 4 exons. The coding region runs from base 1 to 480 and encodes 159 amino acids.